AUGUCAGUACUCACUUCUCCAAGAGGAAAGACAGAAGUGGUUCAUUGCCGGAGAACAGAAUCCCAGGAUAUAUAUUGUAUCAAAAAUCUCAUUAGAAAAUUCACCCAGAAGCUGUUUGGAAGGCUUAAUGUCAUCUAUCUUUUAGAAAAGGCCAACCUUGCUGUUACCCUCUGCAAUGACAAGGAGGAAAUCAUGGCCCAGGCCACCUUCAUGGACUAUCCCAACUGGAACAUUGCCAGGCAGGAUAACUGGGUGUCAGUGUUCCAGGAGCUUGACAGUGAGAUCGCAUGCACGCCGCUGAAUACUUUGUUCAUGCACCUCUUUGUGGCUGUGGAUGAGUAUUCCACUGGUUGCUGCAAAGAGGUUAUUAGGACCGUGUUUAAGGCAGUGCUGGAACUCCACUUCAUAUUCCUCAUAGUACCGUCCUACAUGAGCUUAGGUUCAACUCUAGUAACUGUUUUUAACCAAGUGGGGAAUGUCCCGUGCCUGACAUUUGAUGAGGACUUCGCUGUGUACAUAUGUCACAGGCAUAGUCAUUACCCUCAGUUACAUAUUCGUGAGGCCAGGGUGGAAGAUCAUGAUGAUCUCAUGCCAAUAUUUAUGCGCCAUGAUACAAUUCUGAAAGAAACCUAUGGUGAAUUCUUCCUGGCUGAACUUAUAGAGGCCCAAGAUGAAGAGAAUCAUGCUGUUGUGUGUGAGGUGGAAGGCAUAGCAGUUGGGUUCAUGAGUGUGUGCUCGAGAGUCAACAUGCAACUACUACACGAGUGCUUUGACUUGAAGCCUUUCCACGGACUUUGCCACCCACAUCCCAAUGACAUCCUGGAGCCACCGCAAGAGCUAAGUGUUCAAGAAAGUAAAGAUGCUGAGCUCCGGAGUAGCAGCCUGGGUUCCCAGAAAACCAUUGAGGAUCACCGGGAAUCUGCCUCCUUUGAUGUCUUGGAAAGCAUCCAGGAAAAACUUGGUGAUGAAGCUGUGACUGAGCAAUCUCUAUCAACAGUUCAAAGUGAAUACGGCAGUGACAUUGAGGACAUUGAAAAGCUCAGUGAAGUUUCCAUUGUUGAGGAGGUAGAAUAUGAAGUCAGCAGCGAGAGUUCAGCAUCCAUCUUACUGCUCAAGGAGAUAAACAAUUUCCGUCCCAGCUACAAGGGAGCAUCAACUGCUUUUUGUAUUCAGCUGUUUUGUAUUGAUGAGAAGCAUGAAGCAAGGUCGCUGGACUUUAUGGAUUUUGUUUUCCAUCUGUUUCCUGACAAGAACUUUUGUGUAAUUUCUCUGCCCCACCUCACCCCUGAGUUUGUCCUCAUCCAGAACUUCGUGAGGAUGGUCCCUUUCAACAACUGUGUCCUUGAACAGGAUCUCUAUGUCUUCCAUAGGGCUGGACUUCUCAAAUCCAUUAAUAUAAGAUUAGCUACUGUCUUGGAUACUCCUGGUGUUGAAAACCUCGUUAGUACCCUCAUGCUGAGUAACAACAUAUUGGACGAUUUAAACCAAUAUAAUACAUCUCACGGAGACCCUGACCAGGGCAGCUUCCGUGGCAUUCAGGAUUCUUCCCCACUCAUCUUGGGACAGCCUCUGCAUGUCCUGGAGGAGUGCACAACCACCACGCUGUUUUUGCAGUUUCAAGAGACACUCAGCACCCUCCUGCUUCUCCUUAGCCAACUCACAGAAUUGUUCCACACCUUCCAAGGCCACAUCAUCACAAUUGAAAUAGAAGCCCAGAGAGAGGAUAUUGAGUACAUACGAUCCCAUUACAACAUUGAAGAUUUCAUCUACUUCAGUCACCACCAGCGUGAGGAACAUGGGCACUUGCAUCACUUUGCCAUGAACCCUAUUUUUCGGCACUACACCAAGUUUUUUCUAAAAGAGAUUCUUCGUUUAGGCUUUAAGUCUUGUCUGUACUACCCUGUUUACCCACACUGCAGGACCAGCAAGCUCCAGAGUCCCUACGCCCACUCCCUGACAUCUGCCCUUCAUUACUUGGUUCCCGUGCGACCACGACGACAGAUUGUCUAUCCUCUGGAAAAGCUUGGCAUGAAUGCUCCAUCAAAGGAGGUCUCCAAGGAUCUGUCAAGUUACGCCUUGAACCACACAAAUAGAAAACUAACAUUGGAACCUAAAAUAGCUGUCAAUGCCAAGAUUGUUGUGGUUGGAGCAUCCAAUGUUGGAAUUUCCUUCCUAGAGACCUUGGUGUUUUGCCCACACCUGAAGUUUAAUAAUCUCACCCUGAUUUCCACCCAUGGACUUCCAGGAAAGAAUCUUCUGGCCACUGAACAAAGAAAGUUUUUAGCAAGCGACCACUGUUUUAAUGAUAGAGAUUAUGCGCUGAUGUCGCUUAGCUCUUGGGUCAAUGUUGUGGUUGGUAGGAUGACUGGAAUAGACCGAGUGGCCAAGCACGUCAUGGUUUCCCAGGAAGAAAUCGUGCUCUAUGAUCACCUCAUCCUCUGUACUGGACAGCAGUACCAGGUCCCAUGCCCUACAGGAGCUGAUAUUAGUCAACAUCUGACCAACAGAGAGAUUCCCAACAAUGGUAAGCAGCGGUACACAGACAUAGUCCCUUGCAAUCAUUUCACUCUCAACGAUGAAGAAGAUUGCUCUAAGGCCCUGGCUUGGAUAAAAAACAACUCCAUCACUACAGAAGGGAAUGUCAUUGUCUAUGGGAACACACUUGACACUUACACCACGGUGGAAACGCUCUUAAACCUCGGUGUCAGAGGUUCCAGCAUCUACCUCGUGCAGCCUCCGUCCACCUCCACCAUCACCUGUAUCAAUAACUACUCAGUGAAAAGCGCAGUGGAAGAGGCACUUGGAACAGCCAGAGUUACCAUCUACCAGGAUGCACUCCUGGCACAGUGGAACGAUGGACAGUACCCGGACCCCAUCAAAUAUGCCAGUUUCACCACGCCCACCAAGCCUUUCAGACUUCAGUGCUCGAUGUUCUUCAGUUUCUGUGAAAAAAACGUGGAUUAUGAAACUUUUAAAGCAUUAAAUGAUGCAUGUCUUGUCUAUGAUGGCCGACUUGUGAUUGAUACCAACUUCCACACCAAUGAUAUAGCCAUCAGAGCUGCUGGUUCCCUCACCAAGUUCUCCAAUCGAUACUAUUCCAAUGAAUGGACUCAUCGCAGCUUCAAUUCCAAAGAAAUUGGCUUUCAGCUUGCAGCAGCUAUGCUCAAUCUCUUUGACCCAACUCUUGAGCCUAUAACUGAGCCACCAGCUGACCUCGAUCGACUUAUCCCCAUGUACAAGGGAGCCAAGAUGCAAGGCGGCAUUCUUCCAGGCUCUUACCAUUAUCUGCAUGUUACCAAGCCUGCUAUUCCAACUCCCUUGGAGGUACAAAUGGCUCAACCCGAUUUUGGCUUAGAAAUUGUUACAGGUAAUGCAAAAAAUGGGAAUUACUUCAGAAUUCAUAUUAACAAGUAUAAGAUGGUAGAAACCAUUACCUGCCUUUCCAAAGAACCUUUCCCUGCUUCCAACUACAUCCGCUUGUUUGGCCAGCAUGAGCAAGUUCUCAACAACCUGUGUGAUCGGUAUGAAGGCAAACUGAUCACAGAUCUUUAUAGCUACUUCAUGGAGCCAUGGUGCAUGGCCAUCUUCCACGAUCGUUUUAUUGAUCUCAGGAAAGAGUUACGCCAAAUCUUAACCUCGAAGGAGGAGGAAGACCUUCCUUCCAUAGAACAGUUAGCCCAUCAAAUUGAGGAUGAAGAAAUAAACCUGCCUGAGAAGCCCCGGACAUACCUCCAACGAGCUUUUCAGGAAAGCAUCUACAAAUCUCUGGUGGACAAGAGCAUCCUUGAUUACUUACACUAUAACCAUUACCACCUGCCCAUGUAUGCAUGGCCAGGCAUCAUUUAG
This is a messenger RNA of Chrysochloris asiatica (Cape golden mole), 3846 nucleotides long. It is a transcript of the gene CFAP61, whose product is annotated as chromosome unknown open reading frame, human C20orf26. Lineage: Eukaryota; Metazoa; Chordata; Mammalia; Afrosoricida; Chrysochloridae. The record is from RefSeq and is a predicted model, not a curated record. The coding region runs from base 1 to 3846 and encodes 1281 amino acids. The transcript is spliced from 26 exons.